UACUAGGCUUUAGAAAAGAUUUUUUCGCUUGGGGUUAGGAAGGCUAGGUACUCCCGGAGCUUGUCAAAAAGAAAAUAAAAUGAUUGUGGGAAAAGGUUUUAAUCGGCCGUCAUUACUUUGACAUACAACUCGUUUCGCAUAGAUGUGCUCUGUGUGAUUUGGGUAUAAAAUAUUACAUAUAUAGUUUACGGUAGACUUCUUUCUUCUUAUUGUACUGUUUGUAAAAUUAAUUUUCAUUUAUGUUAAACUAUAAAUUUUGUGUGAAUGCAAACAUUCUAAACUAAAAAAAUUAUCGUUACAACUCAUGUUCUAACUUGACGCGACGCAAAAAAAACAAUAUGGCUUCCCAAUCUGAAUACAAGAAAUCAUUGGUAGUAAACAUUGAAAAUUUUGAGAAGAUUCAAAACAUUCUAAAUGACAAGGAGAAGUACAAGGAGAUACUUGAAAACAGCGAGAAUUUCAACACUCGCUUGUGCGUUGAACGCCGCCUUCGCAUGCCGUUCCUCGACCCCCAGACGGGGGUCGCACAAACCCACAGUUCCCUUUUUAUGAAAAAAAAACAGCGCAUGCCGGGAUUUCGAAAUGGUCAGAUAUACACCUAUCCCUCGUCCCGUUGGCGCAAACCCAAACGUCAGUAUUUACUUAACCCGAAUCAGAGCUACAAGGCAUAUCAGUACCGCGAACACAAUCUUCAGAACUCCCACCAUCAACCGCAUCAUCUUAUCAGUUCGUCUGGCGUUGCUGUCACACGAGACUUGCAUCUUACUGAGAGCGCUGCCAUUGUUGCUACGGAUGCCAACUCCAUGGGAGCCUCAGGAGACAAUGAUAGUAAAGAUUCACAUGCAAACGUCGAGAAAGAAUGGUUCCACGAUGAAAUGGAUACAUCACAUUAUCAUCAUGGCGAUGACUAUGAGGACGAUUUUGAUUCAGAUAACGAUUUUGACGAGUCCUACACCAGCAGGGGUAAACGCAAAAAAGGUUCGCGUCCUCGACGAACUAAUGCGAGCUUAGAGGGCACUCCCAAACGUGGUCGUAAAGGUGGUGGCACUCGGCGGAGAAACGUUGUUGACGGAGAAACAGAUCGAAGACGUCGAGGUAGUGGGAAUAGUGGAAAUACAUCUGCAGCAGCCGCGGCAGCGGCCGCAGCCGUUGCCCACGCAGCUAACACUGCAGCUGCUGCCUCAGGCCUCUACGCAUCUCAUUCAAAUUCAGCUUCUCCUAUUCCCACAAAUGACGACAAUUCGCAGUCAGCUCUAAUGCCAACAAGCACAGCCUCGUCGUACGAAAAGAUUUCAAGCGACGCUGGAGCUUCUAAUGACUCAAUUCCCUUAGCGACAAUGGCUGGACUAAACGUGGGAUUGACUAAAACUGCCAAUGUCUGCAACGCCCCACCGGUGCAAGCAAUAACCAAUCCUCCGGCGUUUGCCGCGGGAACUUUUGCUAAUAAGGUAAAACAUCGUGUUGAACGGGAAAUAGCUCUACCAUCUCCUUAUUGCGACUUUUGUCUGGGAGAUCAACGGGAAAACAAAAAAACCAACAUGCCCGAAGAGCUUGUGUCGUGCUCGGAUUGUGGUCGCUCUGGUCAUCCAUCGUGUCUGCAGUUCACAGCAAACAUGAUAAUAUCUGUUAAACGCUAUCGUUGGCAAUGCAUCGAAUGCAAGUACUGCUCCAUUUGUGGGACCUCUGAUAAUGACGACCAAUUAUUAUUUUGUGACGACUGUGACCGAGGUUACCAUAUGUACUGCUUGUCGCCACCUCUCAUCACUCCCCCAGAGGGCUCUUGGAGCUGCAAGUUAUGCAUGGAAGAGUUCCACAAGAAUAAAUAGGCUUACACCUACGUUUUCUGAAUUUAUGAUGCUCGAAAUAGUCGCAAGUUUUCUUCCCAUACAUAAGUGGACGAUAUUUUAUUUUAGGUUUUCGUAUUUGAUUUAUUUUACUUUGUGUCAUAUAAACUGGAUGCAUAAUAACGGAAAAUAAAAAAAUUGUAUUAAACUACGUAGGGGCGUUAUUGUAUGCACCCUUAUAAACCUA
Messenger RNA from Drosophila subpulchrella, 2031 nucleotides. It is a transcript of the gene d4, whose product is annotated as zinc finger protein ubi-d4. The transcript is spliced from 3 exons. Gene Ontology annotation, cellular component: nBAF complex. The coding region runs from base 339 to 1826 and encodes 495 amino acids. NCBI's taxonomy places the organism in Eukaryota, Metazoa, Arthropoda, Insecta, Diptera, Drosophilidae. The record is from RefSeq and is a predicted model, not a curated record. Gene Ontology annotation, biological process: nervous system development.